Molecule: messenger RNA, 1510 nt
Organism: Vigna unguiculata (cowpea)
Lineage: Eukaryota; Viridiplantae; Streptophyta; Magnoliopsida; Fabales; Fabaceae
Product: putative aldo-keto reductase 1
Cellular component (GO): cytoplasm
Source: RefSeq, a predicted model, not a curated record
UCAAAAAUAUUUCCAACCACUCUGAUAAUACCUGCCAAUAAAAAACUAUAACAUACAGUUGCACCUUCGAUAAUGGCAAUAAAAGAAAAAUUACCACCAACGAUAUAUUAACAGUAUAAAUAGGUGUGUUUGUAGUUAUCCAGCAAGAUCAGAGACGAAGAAAAUGGCAGAAGAGAAGAGUGUGGAGAUUCCUAGAGUCAAACUAGGAACUCAAGGUCUCGAGGUAUCAAAGUUAGGGUUGGGAUGUAUGAACAUCAGUGGAGCCUAUACUGAUCCUGUUUCUGAUGAUGAAGGCAUAUCUCUUAUUAACUAUGCAUUCGCUCACGGAAUCACUUUCUUUGACACUGCUGAUAUAUAUGGGGCCAACGCUAACGAAGUUUUGAUCGGAAAAGCUUUGAAGCAGUUACCCAGAGAAAAAGUUCAGCUAGCGACAAAAUUUGGCAUUGCAGGAAGGAGUUUUCCUAAUGUACAAGUCAAAGGUACACCAGAGUACGUGCGAUCGGCUUGUGAAGCUAGCUUGAAACGUCUUGAUGUUGAGUACAUCGAUCUCUAUUAUCAGCACAGAGUCGACCAAACAGUACCUAUAGAAGAAACAGUAGGUGAGCUUAAAAAGCUGGUGGAAGAGGGAAAAGUGAGGUAUAUAGGGUUAUCUGAAGCUAGUCCUGAUACUAUAAGAAGAGCACAUGCUGUUCAUCCCAUCACAGCUUUGCAAAUAGAGUGGUCCCUUUGGACCCGUGAUAUUGAGGAAGAGAUAGUUCCUCUCUGUAGGGAACUUGGCAUUGGAAUUGUACCAUACAGCCCUCUGGGGCGAGGCUUUUUUGGUGGAAAAGGAGUUCUGGAAAACAUGCCUGUAAAUAGCGCCCUGACUACAUAUCAUCCUCGGUUCAAAUCAGAGAACAUGGGAAAGAACAAGUUAAUAUACGACAGAAUAGAAAACCUUGCUAAGAAACACCACUGCACUCCUCCACAGUUGGCCUUAGCUUGGGUACUCCACCAAGGCAACGAUGUUGUCCCAAUUCCUGGAACAACCAAGAUUAAGAACCUUGAUCAGAACAUCGGUGCAUUAUCACUGAAAUUGACAGAAAGUGACUUGAGAGAAAUUUCUGAGGCUGUUCCCAUAGAUGAUGUAGCAGGGUCUCGAUACUUCUUUGAAUAUGAUAAAGAUUCUUGGAAAUUUGCAGACACACCUCCAAUAAAUCAGAGGAUCUCAACUUAAAAGCACUCUAAAUCCUUUUCAGUUUUGCAAUUCAGAUGAGAUGCAAAAACUAGUACUAUUAUAAGCUUCAAAUGCAUUAUGCAGAUGUAGUAUAGUAUAUAAGGAUAUGAUAUGUUGUGAGUUUUAUUUUUUUGUGCCAGCAAUAUGCAUAAAAAUAGCCUAACUCAACUAUGGCACUUUGAUGGUUGGGUGAUUAAAGGUUUUAUCUUGAGCUGAUGAUGAAUAAAACAAAAGUUCUGAUUGUUAUUAUAUAGAUACAGUUAAAUGUGAGGAUUUAACUCAUGUUUUAGGGAA